This is a messenger RNA of Gossypium arboreum, 1120 nucleotides long. RefSeq lists its product as uncharacterized. Gene Ontology annotation, cellular component: endosome; lytic vacuole. The record is from RefSeq and is a predicted model, not a curated record. The transcript is spliced from 8 exons. Lineage: Eukaryota; Viridiplantae; Streptophyta; Magnoliopsida; Malvales; Malvaceae. Bases 395 to 1105 code for a protein of 236 amino acids. Gene Ontology annotation, biological process: SNARE complex assembly. Gene Ontology annotation, molecular function: SNARE binding.
UAUAAGGGUUAAUUUACCCAGUACAGAGGCCGAAAUGCAAUCCUUCCCUAACUGCAGUGGCUUCCCUGGUAUUUUACCAAAAUAAUAUCAUACUAAUUUACAUAAAACUCGGAGUCCGGAUAACGAAGCUGUACAGAAACCAGGCACACAAUGUCAAAACGGUGUCGUAUUCAGUUGCAGUCUCCUACGUCGUGGUACAUCUCCGGUGGUGACUGAUUCAUCAUAGACGGUCAACUCCAUCUCAGCUCAACCUCUGCAACGCUUUACCCUUCAAAACAACGAAAAAAGGGGCGGCGGUCAGGGGGAAUCCCUAUAUUUUAAUCCACACUAAUAUUCUCUUUAUGGAUUUCGAUUUUCAAUUCUUUUGACGAAGAAGACGAAGAUUUAUAAUUAUAUGAUGUCAAAGAAAGCCAGCAACUGCGCUAUUUGCGACAAUUCAAAUCGCGCUUCUAUUUGCGCCGUUUGCGUCAAUUACAGAUUAAAUGAGUAUAAUUCUUUGUUAAAAUCAUUGAAAAACCAUCGUGAUUUGUUAUAUUCAAAAUUAAACGAACUGAUUGCCGCAAAGGGGAAAGCUGAUGAUCAACUGAAUUGGAGAGUUCGUCAAAGCGAGAAGCUAACUAACUUGAAAGAGAAGCUUCGUCGAAGCAAGGAACAAUUAGCUCAAGGUAAGGUUAAGAUUGAGAGAGUGUCUCAUGAGUUAAAGGUUAAGUAUGGAGUGCUUAAAUCAGCUCGUGGCACGUUGGAAAAGAAUCGUGUGGAAAAGCUCGAAAAGUUCUAUCCCAAUCUUAUUUGCACACAAAGCCUGGGGCAUAUGGCAAUUACCUCAGAACGCCUUCACAAGCAAUCGGUUGUCAUAAAACAGAUAUGCAAAUUGUUUCCCCAACGUCGUGUACAUUUAGAUGAGGAGCGAAGAGAUGGAUCUAGCGGUCAGUAUGAUCUGAUUUGCAGUGCACGCUUGCCAAGGGGGCUUGAUCCACACUCUGUUCCCACAGAAGAGCUUGCUGCCUCGUUAGGAUACAUGGUACAGCUUCUAAAUCUUGUUGUUCAUAAUUUGGCUGCUCCUGCUCUUCAUAACUCAGGUUUUGCGGUAAGAACUAACAACUGACUGUACCUGUAUGCU